Molecule: messenger RNA, 789 nt
Organism: Prunus armeniaca (apricot)
Lineage: Eukaryota; Viridiplantae; Streptophyta; Magnoliopsida; Rosales; Rosaceae
Source: the annotation of a GenBank genome assembly
AUGGAUCCACAAGGGCAUAACCAACCCCAAUCUAUGGGGAUGGUAGGCAGUGGAGCUCAAUUGACAUAUGGUACUAACCCAUAUCAGCAUAAUCAGAUGGUUGGGAGCCCAAAUCCGGGGUCAGUUGCCGGAACAGUGGGAGCUAUUCAAUCAACUAGUCAAUCUGCUGGAGCUCAGCUUGCACAACACCAACUUGCUUAUCAGCAUAUCCACCAGCAGCAACAGCAACAACUUCAGCAACAGCUGCAAUCUUUUUGGGCGAAUCAGUAUCAAGAAAUUGACAAGGUAACUGAUUUCAAGAACCAUAGCCUUCCCUUAGCAAGGAUCAAAAAGAUUAUGAAGGCUGAUGAGGAUGUGAGAAUGAUAUCAGCUGAGGCACCUGUAAUAUUUGCCAGGGCAUGUGAAAUGUUUAUAUUGGAACUGACAUUGCGGUCUUGGAAUCAUACGGAAGAGAAUAAGCGGAGGACACUUCAGAAGAAUGACAUUGCAGCUGCAAUCACAAGGACUGAUAUCUUUGAUUUCUUGGUAGACAUUGUGCCAAGAGAGGAUCUGAAAGAUGAGGUCCUUGCAUCAAUUCCAAGGGGAACAGUUUCUGUAGGAGGGCCGGCUGAUGCACUUCCAUACUGCUACAUGCCGCCUCAGCAUGCGCCUCAGGUUGGGGCUCCUGGGAUGAUUAUGGGUAAGCCUAUGAUGGACCCAUCUAUGUAUGCUCAACAGUCUCACCCUUAUAUGGGUCAGCCAAUGUGGCAGCAGGCACCGGAGCAGCAGCAGUCACCAUCAGAUCAUUAG